This is a messenger RNA of Diaporthe citri, 927 nucleotides long. RefSeq lists its product as uncharacterized. The record is from RefSeq and is a predicted model, not a curated record. The coding region runs from base 1 to 927 and encodes 308 amino acids. Lineage: Eukaryota; Fungi; Ascomycota; Sordariomycetes; Diaporthales; Diaporthaceae. The transcript is spliced from 3 exons.
AUGGCGACACCUGACGAUCACGAGCCGUCCUUCCCAGACGCCAUAUACCAGAAGGUCAAAGACUGGGUCGCAAAGCAGGAGGCCUUCGAGAGGGAGAACAAGGCACCUGCCCCGCUGACCGACGUCCAGCGGAUGUUCCUUGAGGGCUUCAGAGCGCGAUCACCGCUUCCGGAUAUCGGCCAGAUGGACUAUGUCAGCCUGCUAUGUCGAUACAGACAGGCCAACCCAACGGGCAAGGAUAUUGCAUUCACUGAGGGGAUCCGUGGUAUCAACUCGAGCCCCCACUGGACCUGCACGGUCGAGCUCAGCGAGGCUCUCACCCAUGAGCCCGCCAUCCCCUCAUUCCCGGCAGCUGGUUUUGGCUUCGACACAACCGGCCAUUGCCCCGCCUUUGCAAAGAAGAAGGAUGCCAAGCAGUAUGCCGCGAAGUAUGCGAUCGACUGGCUGAUCCAGCAGUCCCUCAUGCCCUCCAACCUGCGAGACGUCGCCUUCCUGAAGGUCCCCUCUGCCCGGGCCCUCCCUGACCUGCAGGGGCAGCCAGCGAAGCGGCUAAAUGAGGGUACCAACGGCGUCCUCUCGCCGCCCCCUAAGCGUCAGACCAAGGGUACCACUGGCGCUGUAGAUGCGGACGACGACAGCCUACCCGCUACCCAGCGAGUCCAUAACCUCUGCCAAAGUAUGGGCCUGCAUCCACCUCGCUACGAACUCACCCUGACGGAUCCACGCGUGAACUACGUGUUCGACGGGUACCCAGAUUUCGGUGAUGACGCCGAUAGCUUUCCUGAGGACCUGGGCCGGAUCACCGGUGUGGCCGGGACGAACAAAGCGAAGCAGGAGAUGGCCGAGAAGUUGCUGGUGUACCUCCGUGACAUGUACCAGAAAAGAGAAGCGGAAUUGCAGCUGCUUUCAGAAUCGACUGGUUCGUAG